Ipomoea nil (Japanese morning glory) is the source of this 1385-nucleotide messenger RNA. RefSeq names its product mitotic checkpoint protein BUB3.2-like. The transcript is spliced from 9 exons. The record is from RefSeq and is a predicted model, not a curated record. Gene Ontology annotation, molecular function: ubiquitin binding. Gene Ontology annotation, biological process: mitotic spindle assembly checkpoint signaling. The coding region runs from base 206 to 1225 and encodes 339 amino acids. Gene Ontology annotation, cellular component: bub1-bub3 complex; mitotic checkpoint complex; phragmoplast. Lineage: Eukaryota; Viridiplantae; Streptophyta; Magnoliopsida; Solanales; Convolvulaceae.
AAAUAGAUCAAAGUAAUCAAACAACCCAAUUCAAAUUGGCAUUUCAAAAAUCCAUUCCCACCUGGCAAACCUGGCACGCGAACAACCCGCUCUCAUUCAAACACGGUCUUCACAUACUUCACUCUAUCCGAACAAAACCCUAGUGCUCUUUCUCUCUCUGUGUUCUUCUGAAGAGCUUUAGAGCUGACCGGAGCUCUGAGGAAUCAUGACGGCGGCGCCACUCCCGACAGGACGUGAGCUGUCGGAUCCUCCGAAUGACGGCAUAUCCAACCUUCGCUUCUCCAACCACAGCGAUCAGCUCCUCGUGUCUUCCUGGGAUAAGACUGUUCGAUUGUACGAUGCUAGCGCUAAUGCGCUGAGAGGAACGUUCGUUCACGGAGGCGCGGUGCUUGACUGUUGUUUCCAUGACGAUUCUUCAGGCUUCAGUGCCAGUACUGAUAAUACUGUUAGAAGGCUUGUAUUCAAUUAUGGAAGGGAUGAUAUUUUGGGGAAGCAUGAUGCACCUGUUCGCUGUGUUGAAUACUCAUACACUGGACAAGUGAUCACUGGUAGUUGGGAUAAAACCUUGAAGUGCUGGGAUCCUAGAGGUGCUAGUGGGCAGGAGCGCACUCUUGUUGGGACUUAUGCACAACCAGAGCGUGUUUACUCUCUGUCUCUUGUUGGCAACCGUUUAGUAGUGGCAACUGCUGGGAGGCAUGUUAAUGUAUAUGAUCUCAGAAAUAUGUCUCAACCUGAGCAACGGAGGGAGUCAUCGCUGAAAUACCAAACAAGAUGUGUGCGUUGUUAUCCUAAUGGAACGGGUUAUGCUCUUAGUUCUGUUGAAGGUCGCGUUGCCAUGGAAUUUUUUGAUCUGUCUGAGGCUGGUCAAUCCAAGAAAUAUGCAUUCAAAUGUCAUCGAAAAUCUGAAGCUGGAAGGGACGUAGUCUACCCUGUUAAUGCCAUUGCAUUUCACCCGAUCUAUGGUACAUUUGCUACUGGGGGUUGUGACGGUUAUGUUAAUGUUUGGGAUGGAAACAACAAAAAGAGGUUAUAUCAGUAUUCCAAAUACCCUGCAAGCGUUGCAGCCUUGUCAUUCAGCAGAGAUGGCAGACUGUUGGCUGUGGCCGCAAGUUAUACAUUUGAGGAGGGAGAUAAACCACAUGAACCAGAUGUCAUAUUUGUCCGAAGUGUGAAUGAAGUUGAAGUGAAGCCAAAGCCUAAAGUGUUGCCCAACGCUGCUACUUAGAGGAGAGUUGUAAUGGCUUGAUUUAUUGUAACUGUCAAUAUAAUUUUGUUAUAAAGUAGAAAAAUUUAUGAAAUGUAAGAUUGGCUGUUUAAAUAUGUACUUGAGGGCAUAAUGUACUUAAUGGCAGAUGAACUGAACUUGCUGCUUUGGUUGCUUGUUU